Molecule: messenger RNA, 1534 nt
Organism: Radiomyces spectabilis
Lineage: Eukaryota; Fungi; Mucoromycota; Mucoromycetes; Mucorales; Radiomycetaceae
Exons: 2
Coding region: 64-1212 (382 amino acids)
Biological process (GO): regulation of transcription by RNA polymerase II
Molecular function (GO): DNA-binding transcription factor activity, RNA polymerase II-specific; RNA polymerase II cis-regulatory region sequence-specific DNA binding
Source: RefSeq, a predicted model, not a curated record
UUUUUUUUUUUUUUUUUUACUUGCUUGUACUUCCCCUUUCUUUCCGCUUUUGUACCUUAAGCCAUGCCUCAGAAAAAACGAACUACUGAGGGUCGUCGUGGCAUGCCUAAACUCUUCCGUUGCACCGGAUUCGGUGAUUGUCACAUGGUGUUUACACGAAGUGAACAUCUUGCUCGACACGCUCGCAAACAUACGGGUGAAAAACCUUAUAAAUGUAUCGUUCCUGGUUGCGAUCGGUUAUUUAGUCGUUUCGAUAAUAUGAUGCAACAUACCCAUACGCACAAUCGCUCAAAGAAGAAGUCCAUGUCUCCAACAAGAUCGCCUACAAAAUCGAAAACGAAUGAAAGCUGUCCCUCGUCCUCAUCCUCGUCCUCUUCCAAAUCCUCCAUGUCACCACCUUAUCCUGUCUCUUCGCACCAGCAAAACUUCCCGCCUUCUUCCAUGAUCACCGAUCUCGCCUCUCAUGGACCGUCAUUUCACCCCGAUCCCGCCCGUUCCGUCAUGACGCCAUCCAGCUAUGGCAUGCCCUACGCUCAGUAUCCUCCCAUGUCACUUCCCGCAUCGCCAUUACCAGAAGACGAGUACCAUGCUAUGCCUCGUUCUGGUCCGUAUAUGAUGCAUGAGGCAAUGCAGUUUCAUCCAGCAUCUUCUUGGGCUCCAGCACCAGUGUACUAUCCUAUCACUCCUCCACCGCCUGCAGGAGUCGUGCGACACCCACCUUCUUACUUUCCUCCCGGGACCUCGCCUCGAUAUCCCAUGCCCAACUAUCAAUACGGCAUGAAUUUCCAUGACGAGUACAAUGAUGCCCACUAUAGUAAAAUCUCACGACCUUUUGUGCCUGCUUCAGAACCAGCUACUUCCUAUUCUCCUCCAAUGACACCAUCGAAAAUGCGGCGACUCUCGGUAGUCGAUUUGGCAACUCCGAUCCAGGAGUUGGAUAGUGCUGCGCGACAUUGUCCAGACUUUGAGAAGCGCGAGCACGGACAUGAAAUUCGGUCGCCGCUGCUAUCCAAGACCGAUCAUGAUGAUGACAAACCUGCCAAAGAUAGUAAACGAAGGUCGAUAGAAGGAAUUGCCGUUACCGAUGACGAAUAUGAAGCGCUGCAAGCUUUUAGUCUCUUUAACAAAAAACCCAUCAUUCGGUCAUCGGUUUCUCCUGAACGUGAUAUGUUUAACCUCCCAUCUCACACAGUGUCCAAGCAGGCAGUGUAGUUGCUGAUUAUUGGAAGGCAUCAUUAUGUUUAUUCAAUUGCAUUUUAUAUACAAUCCAGCCCUGUAGUAACUACCUUGUUAUUUUUUCCCUUUAUCUUUCUUAAAAAAGUUUUUCCAUUUGUAAUUGCGCUUAUAAUCCUCGGUGCUUCAUAGAAGUCCUUGUAAAACAUUACUUCCCCGAUGCUAAUUCAUAAUAUAUAUAAAAAAAAUCAAAAAGAACACAUGCCUCCUACCUUUGCUCAAACGAUCCUUUAGUUCUUUCUUGGAAAAACUUGCAGGUUGUUAUUAAUCAACGAGAAGCAUUGAAAAAGACAUACCGCAU